CUUUAUCCACCUCUGGUAACUAAAAUAAAAAAAUAGUCCAAGUCCACCGCCUCGGAUUCCAACUACUACUACUCCUCGCCAAACUCCGAUUUAGGGUUUCUAAAUCGGCCCCUUUUCCGAUCGUCCUUAAAAUCAUGCCAGCUUCUGAUUUAAUCCAUUGGACUUGAUUCUAAACCGUGAUGCCAGAUGAGUUCAAUGUCUUCAGUUAUACAUUUCUCUCCUUACCAUAGGCCUAACGCUUGAAGGGGGCACAGGCACCACUGCAUGGCUAUGAACUAUUUUUGGACAUAUCAGGAAUUGCUGCGGGACUCGCUUAUGUAAAAAAUAUCAAUGGUACCCGAAGGAUAGCGGAGUUAUGGACUGUUUUCAAACUAUUAUUCAUUUUAAAGGUUCAUUGCCGCAUUGGCUAUUAUCAUUAUUUCUAAUAUGGAUAUCCGGUUUUCAGGAUGCAGUGGCAUUGCAGCCACUGCUUAAGCAAACUAAUUUUUCUUCCAUGUCAGAGCUAGCAAAACAACCGAUUAGUGGAUUCUUCGAGCCAAUUGAAAUAUCACCAGCUGUUCUUCCGCAUAAUCCACAUCCUGUUGAAUCUUUGCCUCCAAUGUACCCGACCUUUCCAACCAGAUAUAAUCCUGUCUUGACUGGAAAAUGUCCUGUAAAAUAUUCUGCAUUAUCAAGUAUCAUGGACAAAACAGCAUCCGAUUGCUCUCAACCUUUGGCAGCACUUGUAGCAAAUGUAAUAUGCUGUCCCCAACUUAACAGUUUAGUCCAUAUCUUCCAGGGUUUCUCUAGCUUCAUCUCUAAUAAGUUGGUGUUACAAAACUCAAGUGCUAAUUACUGUUUUGAAGAUAUUAUUAAUAUCUUAGCGAGCAGGGGAGCAAACAGUUCAAUUCCCACACUUUGCUCAGUAAAACCAUCAAACCUCACCGGUGGGUCUUGCCCAGUGAAUGAUGUUCUUACAUUUGAAAAAACAGUCAAUACAAGCAAAUUACUGGAGGCUUGCAGCAGUGUGGAUCCUCUUAAGGAGUGUUGCAGACCAAUUUGUCAGCCCGCAAUUAUGGAGGCUGCACUUCAGAUUUCAGGAAAACAGUUGACAAUCAAUGAGAACAAGAAUGUAGUAGGCGGGUUUUCUCAUGGUGAUUAUCUUAGUGACUGUAAAGGAGUGGUUUAUGCAUACAUUUCGAGGAAAUUAUCAAUGGACACAGCAAAUGCCGCAUUUCGAAUAUUAUCAUCCUGCAAAGUUAACAAAGUUUGUCCUUUGGAUUUUAAGCAGCCGUCAGAAGUGAUCAAAGCAUGUCGCAAUGUUGCUGCCCCGAGUCCUUCCUGCUGCAGCUCGUUAAAUGCUUACAUUGCGGGAAUACAAAAACAAAUGUUGAUUACAAAUAGACAAGCCAUGAUCUGUGCAACGGUUUUUGGAUCCAUGUUGCGGAAAGGAGGGGUUAUGACUGAUAUUUUUGAGCUUUGUGAUGUUGACUUGAAAGAUUUUAGCAUACAAGCAUAUGGACAAGAAGGAUGUCUCCUUCGAAGCCUGCCUACAGAUGUGAUAUUUGACAAUGUAACUGGCUUCAGCUUUACAUGUGAUUUGAGUGACAAUAUUGCAGCACCAUGGCCUUCAUCAUCUUCAAUGACAUCAAUUUCCCUUUGUGCACCUGAGAUGUCGCUGCCUGCAUUACCAACCUCGGAGACUUUUAAAAACACCGGCUGUGGUGGUGUUGUGGUGGAAUUUCUAGUACCCAUUUUUUCAUUUUUUGUUUUCAGUGCAUUUUUGCUCUGAAAGUAUUAAUCUGAGGGUUGGGAUGGUUUAUUAGGGGGGGCUUUUUGGAAUUGACCUUUGGUGUGGAUUUUGCUUGUAAAUUUUGAGUAGCCUUUGUCCUUGUAUAGCACAAGUUUCUUCCUUUCA
Humulus lupulus (European hop) is the source of this 1897-nucleotide messenger RNA. RefSeq lists its product as uncharacterized. The coding region runs from base 356 to 1771 and encodes 471 amino acids. The record is from RefSeq and is a predicted model, not a curated record. The transcript is spliced from 8 exons. NCBI's taxonomy places the organism in Eukaryota, Viridiplantae, Streptophyta, Magnoliopsida, Rosales, Cannabaceae. Gene Ontology annotation, cellular component: plasma membrane.